AGAGCCCCUACUCCGGAACCCUACGGGCAGUUCUCCACCUCCUCCUUCACCUUCCCUCGCGUUCCGCGCUGGCCUCUGGGUCUCUUAGAGCAUCGGGCACCCUGCCGUGACCCCGCCGGCGCAAGAGAUGACUUCCACUCAAGAUGGGAGUGUUGCGAUUUUUGGCAGUGGACUCAUUGGCCGAAGCUGGGCCAUGUUAUUUGCCAGUGGAGGUUUCAAGGUGAAACUUUAUGAUAUUGAGCAGCAGCAGAUAACCAAUGCUCUGGAGAACAUCAGAAAAGAGAUAAAGGCCCUGGAGCAAUCUGGUUUGCUAAAAGGAUCUCUGAGCUCCGAUCAGCAGUUGGCGCUCAUCAGUGGCUGCACUGACCUGAAAGUGGCAGUAGAGGGCGCCAUGCACAUUCAGGAAUGCACUCCAGAAAAUCUUGAAUUGAAGAAGAAGGUUUUUUCUCAGUUAGACCUUAUUGUUGAUGAUAAAGUUAUCUUAAGCAGCUCCACUUCAUGCCUUUUGCCUUCAAAGAUGUUUUCGGGUUUGAAGCAUGUGAAACAAUGCAUUGUGGCUCAUCCUGUAAAUCCACCAUAUUAUGUUCCAUUGGUUGAACUGGUCCCACAUCCAGAGACUGAUCCUUCCACAAUGGAGAGAACAUAUGCUCUAAUGAAGAAAAUUGGGCAGUCACCUGUCCGAAUAAUGAAGGAGAUUGAUGGGUUUAUUCUGAACCGCAUCCAGUACGCCAUCAUCAGUGAAGCCUGGAGGCUUGUUGAUGAAGGACUAGUGUCUCCCUCUGAUCUUGAUACUGUGAUGUCAGAUGGUCUUGGAAUGCGAUAUGCCUUUAUUGGACCCUUGGAAACAAUGCAUCUUAAUGCAGAAGGCAUGCUGAACUAUUGUGAACGAUAUAGUGAAGGCAUGAAGCAUGUCCUAAAAACUUUUGGGCCAAUUCCAGACUUCUCUGGAACAACUUUAGAGAAUGUUCAUCAGGCUAUGUGUGCCCACAUUCCUGCUGAUCCAGCACACCUGGCUGCCAGGAGGCAGUGGCGAGAUGAAUGUCUCAUGAAGCUUGCCAAGUUGAAAAGCCAAAUGCAGGCUGAGUGAAGUUCCCCAUAACAACACUGUUGUCACACUUCAUGUGGCAAGCACUUUCUGGGAUAUAAUCAUAGAAAUGUCCAGUCUGAUUGCUUUAAACCAAUGAAAACCCUCCUUCCCCUUUUGCACCAGAGAAGACUCCUCCCCAUUUAGCACAGGAACUCCCUACUUGUUUUGAUAUGCUUUGGCAAAUGCCCCAGAGGGGUAGCAGAGAAUGCACAUUUGGUGUUCUCAGAAACAUGGACCAGGAGAGGUGUGUGUUUCCAGGAGCACUGCACAAGCUGAGGAAGCCCAGGCUGUUUGUCCUGGCACCAGAGACAACCAAGAGUCUGAUGAGGUGAUCACCUGGUGACUGCCUAAAACAAAAACAAUCAUUGAUGAGAUUCAUAAUCCUUUUUGUUUUUUACUGUGAUUGUGUACAUUAGUGUUACUCAAUGUCACAAAGCCUCCUGAUGCUUUGAUUUGUAUUUGAAAUGUCUGUCAAAUCAGUUCUUCUUAAAUGUGCCACAUCAUAAUAUCAAAGCACUGCGAAUGACUAUCUAUGCAUUUAUUUGUAAAAGUUUUUCUUAAUAAAUGUUUCUGAUUCCCA
Molecule: messenger RNA, 1667 nt
Organism: Gracilinanus agilis (Agile Gracile Mouse Opossum)
Lineage: Eukaryota; Metazoa; Chordata; Mammalia; Didelphimorphia; Didelphidae
Gene: CRYL1
Product: crystallin lambda 1
Exons: 8
Coding region: 128-1087 (319 amino acids)
Biological process (GO): fatty acid metabolic process
Molecular function (GO): NAD+ binding; L-gulonate 3-dehydrogenase activity
Source: RefSeq, a predicted model, not a curated record